AUGGCUGGCUUUCCAGAAGAUUAUGAGAUUCGUGUCUCAGAACUUAUUCACCUUUGGAUAGCUGAGGGUAUUGUAACACUUUCAAAUGGAUCAAAAAGAUUGGAAGAGGAGGCAGAAGAUUGUUUCGAUGAUCUUGUCGAGAGAAGUCUAGUUCUGGUCAUCAACAGGAAGUCUAAUGGGAAAAUAAAGAGUUGCAGCAUUCAUGAUAUUGUGCGAGAAUUUCUGGUAAGGCAGGCUGCAAAAGAGAAGGUAAUUCUUUCGGUUAUGGAUUACUUACCUACUCCUAUCCUGCGAAGUCAUUUUGUUCCACAUCUCAUAAAAGAUCAUCAUAGCAUAUGUGCUAAUUCAUAUGAUCUACAUCUCAAAGACUAUGUGCAUAGUUCAGACAUCCACACCAUAAUAUGCAUUCCGAAGAAAGGGUAUAGAUCCGUGGGCUCCGUAGAGAAGUUUAGUUCACUCAAGGUCCUUCAUGUUUUACGUAGAAGCAAUUAUUGGGAUUGGGAGCCAGGUCAAGUGUUCGAUCUGAUUCAUUUAACUUACAUUGCUUCCAACAUUCCCAAUAGUAUUGUUCCUUCAGCCAUAUAA
Salvia miltiorrhiza (redroot sage) is the source of this 585-nucleotide messenger RNA. RefSeq names its product putative disease resistance RPP13-like protein 3. Lineage: Eukaryota; Viridiplantae; Streptophyta; Magnoliopsida; Lamiales; Lamiaceae. The transcript has a single exon. Gene Ontology annotation, biological process: defense response to other organism. The record is from RefSeq and is a predicted model, not a curated record. The coding region runs from base 1 to 585 and encodes 194 amino acids.